Xyrauchen texanus (razorback sucker) is the source of this 1700-nucleotide messenger RNA. RefSeq names its product GPN-loop GTPase 1-like. The record is from RefSeq and is a predicted model, not a curated record. The coding region runs from base 6 to 1205 and encodes 399 amino acids. The transcript is spliced from 14 exons. Lineage: Eukaryota; Metazoa; Chordata; Actinopteri; Cypriniformes; Catostomidae. Gene Ontology annotation, molecular function: GTPase activity.
GAAGCAUGGCGAUGGCAGCAUCAGGCAUCAGCGGUGGAACGUCAUAUGAAAGUGAUCAAGGCAAAGAUGAAGGAUGUGAAGAUCCGAAACCGAGCCAGAGUUCGGCUCAAGAACAGAAUACAGAACAAAAACCCGUGUGUCUCAUCGUUCUAGGAAUGGCAGGCUCAGGGAAAACAACUUUUGUGCAGAGGCUGACGGUGUACCUGCACAGCAAGAAAUCUCCUCCAUAUGUCAUCAAUCUAGAUCCUGCCGUUCACGAGGUGCCUUUUCCAGCCAACAUUGAUAUCAGAGACACUGUCAAUUACAAAGAAGUCAUGAAACAAUAUGGUUUAGGCCCGAAUGGCGGAAUUGUCACAUCUCUGAAUCUGUUUGCAACACGAUUUGAUCAGGUCAUGAAGUUUAUUGAGAAGAAACAAAGUAGCCAUCAGUAUGUUUUAAUUGACACUCCCGGACAAAUAGAGGUGUUCACGUGGUCUGCAUCUGGAACUAUCAUAACUGAAGCGCUGGCCUCCUCUUUUCCCUGCGUGGUCAUCUAUGUGAUGGACACGUCUCGGAGUGUGAACCCGGUCACUUUCAUGUCCAAUAUGCUCUACGCCUGCAGCAUUCUAUACAAGACCAAAUUGCCUUUCAUAGUUGUCAUGAAUAAGACGGACAUCAUUGAUCACAGUUUUGCGGUGGAGUGGAUGCAGGAUUUUGAGGUUUUCCAAGACGCUUUGAACCAGGAGACAUCUUAUGUCAGUAACCUGACUCGAUCAAUGAGUCUGGUCCUGGAUGAGUUCUACACCAACCUGCGGGUUGUCGGCGUGUCUGCAGUCACUGGUUCUGGGCUUGAUGAACUGUUUGUACAUGUAGCAGACGCUGCUAAAGAAUAUGAAGCAGAGUAUCGUCCUGAAUAUGAGCGUCUGCACAGAAAGCUUGCUGAGGCUCAGAGUCUGAAACAACAGGAACAGUUAGAACGCCUUCGGAAAGACAUGGGAGCAGUUUCCAUGGAAACCACAGCUCCAACCGAAAAUCCAGAUCUCAGUGGGCCCAGUGAUCUCAUCUUUAACCGUGGCAACCCAGAUGAAGCUGAGGAAGAAAUAGACAGUGACACAGAUGAUAUUGAUCACACAGUUACAGAAGAGAGUAAAGAGGUCACUGCGUUCGAGAACUUCCUGCAAGAGAGGAGGGAAAUAGUGCAGGUGCGCAACAAGAAGACACCGUGAUGGCAGGAAAUGCUAGUCUCUUUGCAGAGUUCCAUCACAAGUUAAAAUUUGACUCCUGAAUUUGACUUUGGAAGACUUCGAAAUGUGUUGUGGCAGCUCAUUUGGACAUUUCGGCAUGAAUCUGCUUGUGUGCUGGAGUUGUAGCUACAUGCACGUCUUGCUACCACACUAUACUUUGUCUGCGCUGAGAUUGCUAUGGGAGUCCUUAGAGAUGCAUUUAAAAAAAAUCGUUUUGGAAUGUAAAAUAAUCUGUGACAUCAUGCACAGAUUAGUCCUCAUUCAAAUCAGGAAAUGUUUGUUAGCUUGUUAGAGGUCUCUUUAAAGUGUCAGAAAAUGACUUGUUUUUCUGUUGGGUAUUGUAUUUAUCUGUCAAUUAAACCCAUAAUGUCUUUUAAAUCUUGGUACACAAGCUCAAACAUAGGCAGUUUCUUAAUCGAAAAUGUACUCCCUGUAUCCAUAAAGAUGAGAAUAUCAUAAACGUAUGUUUCUAUCAUG